Carya illinoinensis is the source of this 1862-nucleotide messenger RNA. RefSeq names its product F-box/kelch-repeat protein At3g27150. NCBI's taxonomy places the organism in Eukaryota, Viridiplantae, Streptophyta, Magnoliopsida, Fagales, Juglandaceae. The coding region runs from base 458 to 1771 and encodes 437 amino acids. The transcript has 2 exons. Gene Ontology annotation, molecular function: protein binding. The record is from RefSeq and is a predicted model, not a curated record. Gene Ontology annotation, cellular component: cytosol.
CUCUUCAGCGUGCAUAGUGCAUACAAGCUCUUUAUUUCUUUCCUUCAUUGUUCACUGCUUCACAGUCCCACCAAAAAUCUCUCUGCGCUUUGAUGGCAUAUCUUUCUCUAUUUCUACAGUUGCCUCUCUUCCUCUCUCUCUCAAAGUUCUCCUAAGCUUUUCUGGGGUUCCCUUUUACAAGUGCCAGACCCAGAUCCUCUCCUCCUUGUAGCUUUCAUUGCUAUAUAACCGUCCUGUACCUUUACUGCUUCUCUUUGACUUGACUUUGACUUCCCUGACACACCUCUCUCUCUCUCUCUCUCUCUCUCUCUCUCUCUCUCUCGCCCCCCGUGUCUCUACUGUAUAUGUACGUGUGUAUACAAUCUUGUGUACUACGUUUUGAUCGUUUCUGGAGCCCUUUAUGCCUCCCUGUCGUCGGUUGUUCAUAGAGUUUAUACAGUAAAAGAAGUUCUGAUCCAUGUUCAAAACGAAAGGAACAGAGGGCGAGGAAGAAAGAGAGGAUUUGUGUACAAAAGAUAGUGAGCUUGGCAGAAAGAAACGGAUUCUUGCUAUGGACUCUGGUAAUAGCUUUUGCAUUAUUACUCCUUGUUCCCCAACGGUAAGGAUUGGAGAGUACAACACCAAUCGUGGAGCUGAUCCACACUGGGAUGGUAUCUCGCCGAGUGUGAUCAGAUUUGGCGGUUCCUCUGGUGGUGAACCUCAGGAUGCAGAUUAUUCAGUUGCUACGCUGAGUGAUGAGUUAGAGGCUCUGAUCUUGGCCAGGGUUCCUAGAUCAGAAUACUGGAGGUUUUCUUUUGUGAACAGGAGGUUUUUAAAUCUUGUGAAGACUGGUGAGGUACAUAAGAUUAGGAGGGCAAUUGGGUGCAAAGAAUCAACUGUGUUUAUGUCUGCAAGUGGGGAGACUAGUUGGUGGGCAUUUGACCGGGAAUUUAGGUCUUGUAGGAAACUCCCUAUCUUACCAUCAGACUUGUGUUUCAAAUCUGGUGAUAAGGAGUCACUCUGUGCUGGGAAUCAUCUGAUUGUUUCAGGCAAAGAGUAUGAUGGUGUUGUCAUUUGGAGGUUUGAAUUGGCAUCAAGCAGAUGGUUCAAGGGUCCCUCUAUGAUCAGUCCAAGGUGUUUGUUUGCAUCCGCCACCUGCGGUGCCUAUGCUUUUGUAGCUGGUGGCAUUGGAAUGGAGAAUAACUGGAAUGUCCUGAGCUCAGCAGAGAAAUAUAAUCCAGAGAGAAAAUCAUGGGAACCCCUUCCAAGGAUGCACAGGAGGCGAAAGCUUUGCUCCGGUUGUUACAUGGAUAACAAAUUCUAUGUGAUUGGAGGGAUGGACGAGGAGGCCAGAGGUCUAACUUGUGGGGAAGCAUUUGAUGAGCAGAAAAAUACAUGGGAAUUGAUCCCAGACAUGUUAAAAGAUACCCCGGCCUCAGCUUCCCAAUCUCCACCUCUUGUUGCAGUUAACAACAAUGCGCUCUACUCGCUCGAAGCUUCUUCGAAUGAGCUGAAGGUAUACUUGAAGGGAACCAAUUCAUGGAAGAACUUAGGACCAGUCCCAGUUAGAGCUGAUUUUACAAGAGGAUGGGGGGUCGCAUUUAAGUCUCUGGGUGAUGAGCUGCUUGUCAUAGGUGCAUCUUCGGUUUCUAAUGCAGGCCAUGGCAUGACUGUAUACACUUGCUGCCCGGAUCCACGGGCAGAGGAAUUGCAGUGGAGGCCUCGGUCUCUUGACUGUGGCACUAACCAGCUUGGCCACUUCAUUUUAAAUUGCUCGGUCAUGGUAGCCUGAUUGUUCAAAUUUGAAGCAGUGGUUCUAGAGUGUUUGUUACCUACUGAAGACAGUUUUUUUUUUCUAAAUAAAAAAUAAAAAAUAAAAAAAA